Molecule: messenger RNA, 733 nt
Organism: Bufo bufo (common toad)
Lineage: Eukaryota; Metazoa; Chordata; Amphibia; Anura; Bufonidae
Product: bone marrow proteoglycan-like
Exons: 5
Coding region: 1-510 (169 amino acids)
Source: RefSeq, a predicted model, not a curated record
AUGUCGGCCAAACCCACCUAUUUUGGAGACUAUGUUCAGGAUACAAACGAUUAUAAAGAUGAGUUUAAUGAUAAAGACUUGUCUCUGGGUCAAGAAAGUGUCUGUAUUAAGCCAAAUUUUACUGAAAAAGUAGAAGGUGUUAUGUGCCCUGAUAAAGGAACAUGCGGCUACCAUAUUUUCCUUUCCCCUAGUUGCUUUGGAAAUGCUCAGAGAAUCUGCCGUUGUAGCAGAGGAAAUCUGAGCUCCAUUCACAAUGCUGGAUCAAAUAACAAUCUGCAAUGUUUCUUGAGGAGAACUUGUACAAAUAUCAGCUAUGUUUGGAUUGGUGUUAAGAAGAGAAAUUCAUGCUCUCCAUACGGCAAUGUUGACGGAAGCACACUGAGCUAUACCAAUUGGGCUUGUGGACAAAAUAGAAGCCAUGGUGAAUGGUGUGUCGCUAUGAAUGUACAUAACGGCCAGUGGUUCAGUUUGGAGUGCAGUACUCGAUUGCCAUUUGUCUGCACUUUUUGAGAAUGAACCCCCCAGCUCAUGCCCCUUUAUACACCAGCUUUGAAUAAUAGUAACUCUGAAGACGUAUAAAGAAAUGGUUUGCCAUGCACUGGUGUUGGUUUAGCAGUGAAAUCUUGGAAUACAACAGUCCCUGGACUCUCAUAAUUGUUCCAUAACCAUGCUCCAACAACCUACUUUUCUGCUAUGUAGCUUAUAAUAAAAGUUUUAUACAUGUUCAUGCUAA